UUGGGAAAAUACGAAGUGAACCCGAGAAGAACGGAGCGAGCUCGUGAUCCGAAUCUCAAGAGUUGGGUUAAUCCGCUUGCUAAGCAAACAUCGUUUCAUUAUUCAUUUGCUUGCUUCUCCCACUUUCUCUCUCCUCUCACAUGCGUUCUGGUUUGUAAUGCUUUUCUUGCCCCAAAUAACUACCCCUCUUUUUCUAUAAAAUUCGUUUACCCAAAUUAGAAAAAAAACUACUUCAUUUGACAUUUCAACCAAUGCAGUUUCUCAUUGCAUUUGAUUUUCAGGUCUGAGCUAUCCGCUUCUGAUGCAAAAUUCCUUGCUUUGCUGGUUUUGCUGUUUUACUCGUUUUUUAAAGUUCAGAUGAGAACUGCCCCCAUGUGCUUCUCAGUCUUACGAGUUCCUAGGUUCAAGGUUCACUCUUUGGUUAAUACAUGGUUUCAAGGCUUUGAUGCCAUUCAUCCAACAUGUAAAUUGGGGUACAACUUUAGGCUCAUAAGUUCCAGUAUUGGUGGGCGUGAAAAAAGCAGUGGAAGUUGGAGUCGAAGACCCCUAACCACAGGAGUGGAAGGAAAAGGUAAAAAGCCCUUGAAUAGUGCGGCCAAUGUGAGGCAUGACUUACCAGAUAAAGUAAUUGCGACGACAAGCACAAACUUAAUCAUAGAAGGUAGCAAUUCUCAACAAGUUCAAUGUCCAGAUGUUAGACAACUGAUAGCUGAGAAUAAGGAUUUGGCCAGCCUUGCAACUUUUAUUGUCUUUGAUCUGGAGACGACUGGUCUUAGGAGAGAUGAGAGAAUCAUUGAGAUUGCGCUGCAGGAUAUUCACGGUGGUGACAAUAGCACCUUCCACACUCUAAUUAAUCCUGGACGUGCUGUCCCAAAUGCGUUUAUCCAUGGUAUUACAACCAGCAUGGUCAGUAGACCUGGUGUACCAAGGAUGGAAGAGCUUAUCCCACUCUUGCUUCAGUUUGUCAAAAGCCGUCAGAAACCAGGGGGAUAUGUGGUGUUUGUUGCUCAUAAUGCUCGAUCUUUUGACGUUCCCUUCCUGGUUAAUGAAUUUAGACGCUGUGGUUGGGAAAUCCCUUCAAACUGGUCUUUUCUGGAUACUCUUCCUUUGGGUCGUCAAGUAAUUAAAUCCGCAGGAGUGAAAACCGGGGGGAAAGCAUCCUUGCAAGGACUUCGUGAGUAUUAUGGAAUUGAGUUAAAAGGUUCGGCACACAGAGCCAUGGCAGACGUGCAUAUAUUGUCACUCGUACUUCAGAGAUUAACCAUUGAUCUGGAGCUCCCAAAAGCUGGUUUAGUGCAGAAAACUUUUACAGCUAAUGAAUUAACAAGUAGCAAUGCAAAGAAGAAAAAGGACUCCAGUUAGUUCUUUAGUUCUUUCUUGUCAUUCCUGUAUCAUCCAUUGUUGUUGAUUAAUUUAUGAUGUAAUUCUUCUAAUUUUAGGUGAAUCACCCAUUGUAUUCCAAUCUGUGGGGGCAGUUAUAGAAAUGAAGCAAAAUUUACUAUCA
Messenger RNA from Beta vulgaris subsp. vulgaris (sugar beet), 1504 nucleotides. RefSeq names its product exonuclease DPD1, chloroplastic/mitochondrial. The record is from RefSeq and is a predicted model, not a curated record. Bases 358 to 1362 code for a protein of 334 amino acids. Gene Ontology annotation, cellular component: cytoplasm. The transcript is spliced from 4 exons. Gene Ontology annotation, molecular function: nucleic acid binding; 3'-5'-DNA exonuclease activity. Gene Ontology annotation, biological process: DNA catabolic process. Lineage: Eukaryota; Viridiplantae; Streptophyta; Magnoliopsida; Caryophyllales; Amaranthaceae.